AUGAGCCCAUUCGCCAAACGGAACGAUCCGUCUGCUGCCUUGGACGAAGCUGGACCUUCUAGUACCCCUGUACAAGAUGAAGAAGUGGUAGAUGGGUCGAAUGGAGAAUUGGAUCCGCCUAAUCCAUCUUUUGCAGGAGAUGAUAGGCAGCGGAAGGGGAGUGCAGCAACUAUAGGAUCGGGGAAAGAGAAGAAAAAAGGUGCUGGAUUGACGGAAGGAGAUGAUAGUGUACCCGACUUUCCGGAAAACAAUCUCAAAGUAGUCAUGCCAGCAAUUGGAUUGGUGUUGUUUUUAGCUGCAUUGGAUCAGACUAUUGUGGCUACCGCAUUGCCAACCAUCGCAGAAGAUCUUCACGCCUCGCCGUCGGAGUAUUCGUGGGUAGGAACGUCCUAUCUACUGGCAUCGACAUUGCAGACUCCAAUCAAUGGUCGAGUAUCAGACAUAAUAGGUCGUAAACCGAUGUUAUAUGCCGCCAUCGUCAUUUUCACCAUCUUUUCAGCUCUCUGUGGUGCAGCAAAAAGCUCGAGUUGGUUGAUCAUUGCCAGAGCAUUCCAAGGCUUAGGAGGUGGAUCGAUUAUUGGUUUGACGUCGAUAGUUGUGUCCGAUAUCGUACCAUUGCAUAAAAGAGGGACAUAUCAAGGAUUUUUGGGAUCGGCUUGGGGCAUUGCAGCAGUACUGGGACCUAUUUUAGGCGGCCUGCUAACGGAAAAGGCAUCUUGGCGAUGGUGUUUCUACAUCAAUCUUCCCACUUGUGGUAUCGCCCUUGUUCUUCUCAUUUUCACCUUGAAGCUGAAUCCACGGAGAAAGCUCACGUUCGCCGAACUGAGCCGUACAUUCGACUUCAUAGGGCUGGCUUUGAUCAUGAUUGCGUCUGGUCUUCUUAUUGUUGGCUUUUCACGAGCAGCUGAUUACGGAUUUGGUCAACCUUCUUCUUAUGGAAUCAUCAUCGCUGGAGCAAUUACUUUGUUGGCUGCAAUAACCAACUUCCUGUUGACGAAGAGAAACGCUAUUAUACCAGCGAGGAUGUUUAAGAACCGGACUACGGCGUUCUUUCUCCUUGCUUCCACGUUGCACGCUGCUGCUUUCCUUUCUUUCAAUUACCUGCUCCCAGAAUUGCUACAAGGUCUACGAGGAGAUUCUCCUAUCGAUUCGGGUGUCCAUCUCUUGCCCUUUGCGUGCUGCGUCGCAUGGAUGACAGUCGUUGCUGGUCUCAUCAAUUCUCGAUUGAGAAUUAUACGGCCUGUAGCUUGGUUCGGAUACGGGCUCACUGCUAUUGGCUGGGGUCUGUUUUAUCACUUUUACACUGCCGACGUCAAAUUAGCUACUUUGGAAGGUAUACUAGUCAUUGGUGGUAUUGGAGUUGGGCUAUGUCUUCAAGUCCCAAUGUUGAUCUUACAAGCAGCCAUGCCGUUAAAAGAGAUGGCAGCUUCGACAGCCGCAUGGUCUUUAACCAGAAAUAUGGGUGGUAGUAUAGGUCUAGCAGUUUUCACGGCUAUCCUAAAUACUAACCUGAGAUCGAAGUUCUCCGUUAUACCAGGAUAUGGAACAGAGUUUACUGUCCCCGAAUCAGCUUCAGGAUAUAAAGCUUUACAUGAAUUACCCGAAUCAGAAACUAAAGAUCAGAUUCUGGUAGCUUUCGCAGAUAGUUUUAGAGUUUGUUGGAUAGUUGGCUGUGCUUUCUUCGUAGCUGCUUUACUUAUCACACUACCUACUAGAUCAUAUAGUUUGAAUAGAGCAAGGGGUCAAGCUAAUUCGCAACCGAACGCAAAUGAUGUCGAAAAUCAACAAAAUCAAGAUCAAGGUGUUGAAAUGUAUGAAGAGAAAGCUCAAGAAGAGGAACAGGAAAUAGCAGAUCCAAUCACUGGUCAGAAGAGUUUGAAAGGUCCGAUCGUUUCAUCAAGUUCGUCGGAUCGAACAGCUGCGGAAACAGAUAUAUCACAAAAGGGUAAAGAGAAACCCGCAGAGUUGGCAUAA
This is a messenger RNA of Kwoniella shivajii, 1974 nucleotides long. RefSeq lists its product as uncharacterized. The transcript is spliced from 16 exons. Lineage: Eukaryota; Fungi; Basidiomycota; Tremellomycetes; Tremellales; Cryptococcaceae. Gene Ontology annotation, molecular function: transmembrane transporter activity. Gene Ontology annotation, biological process: transmembrane transport. Gene Ontology annotation, cellular component: plasma membrane. The coding region runs from base 1 to 1974 and encodes 657 amino acids. The record is from RefSeq and is a predicted model, not a curated record.